This is a messenger RNA of Schistocerca cancellata (South American locust), 794 nucleotides long. RefSeq lists its product as uncharacterized. The transcript is spliced from 6 exons. Gene Ontology annotation, biological process: transmembrane transport. Lineage: Eukaryota; Metazoa; Arthropoda; Insecta; Orthoptera; Acrididae. Gene Ontology annotation, cellular component: membrane. Gene Ontology annotation, molecular function: transmembrane transporter activity. The coding region runs from base 33 to 611 and encodes 192 amino acids. The record is from RefSeq and is a predicted model, not a curated record.
UCUUCAUCGUCAUCUUUGUCGUCAUCACCGGCAUGCUCUCCUUAAUGGGUGAAUCAGUUCCCGCUUACAAUCUCUAUAACGACAUAUUGAAGUGGGGACCAGCAGACACGCAGCUGUACGGUUUUUACAAUAACGGAAGCGCUGCCAUAGGCACCCUGAUUGGCGUCCUGGUGUUCGUGCGCUGGCUGCGACUGCAGGACGCGUGGAUAGCUGUCAUUACUUUCGGCUGCAAGAUCGUCGGCAGCAUCCUGUUCGCCAUAGCUCCAGACUGGAGGUUUAUGUAUAUAGGUGGUGCUGUCGGCUGUUUUGGUGGAAUGGUAUGGGUCCUGGCCAGAACUAUGUUGGUGAGGCUGGUGACGAUGGACGAGAUAGGUCAGGUGUUCGCAUUGGUAAUGACUCUGGAAGCGUUAGCGCCGCUGCUGGGAUCCCUCAUUUAUGGAGAAGUCUACCAGGCCACCGUCUCCACACUCCCUGGUGCUUUCUACUUCGUCUCCGUCGGAUUCUACGUGAUCGAUCUCAUCCUGCUGCUGGUUGCGUCUUACCUCACUCGAGGGGCCGUAAGAGAAGAGAAUGAGAAACGGAGACAGAGGGCUUUACAACCGUCGGCCUAAGACGCCACAGGCUGCACCGUCAUCACUUGUCAUCAUCUCAUCGAAUCUCAACUGCUGCACGGCUCCUUAGCCCUGAAGGAUAGCAGGAAAGUCGCAGGCGGAUCGCGCAGCGACGAAAUUACCGCCUCUCUAAUUCGAGUUGUGGCUUCACUACAAUGCUGCACAGAAGAACGGAUGAGCGCA